Monoraphidium neglectum is the source of this 1095-nucleotide messenger RNA. RefSeq lists its product as hypothetical. NCBI's taxonomy places the organism in Eukaryota, Viridiplantae, Chlorophyta, Chlorophyceae, Sphaeropleales, Selenastraceae. The record is from RefSeq and is a predicted model, not a curated record. Gene Ontology annotation, biological process: protein phosphorylation; intracellular signal transduction. The transcript is spliced from 10 exons. Bases 1 to 1095 code for a protein of 364 amino acids. Gene Ontology annotation, molecular function: protein serine/threonine kinase activity; ATP binding.
AUGCUCGGUAACCCAGACUUUGAGUCCCCCAAGUACGUGAAGUUGCAGGCGCUUGGCACGGGCUCUUUCGGGCAGGUGCUGCUGGCCCGCAGCUGCGCCACCAAUGAGCUCGUGGCAAUCAAGGUGAUGCGUCGCAUCGAUGUCGACAAAAACUUGGAACACGAGAUCCUGAAUCACUGCCGGCUGCGCCACCCCCACGUCAUCCAGUUCAAAGAGGUGUUCCUGACCCCGCACCAUGUCUGCAUAGCAAUGGAGUUCGCCUCGGGCGGGACCCUCUUCUCAUACCUGCAGCGCGCGGGGCGGCUGCACGAGCCGGUGGCGCGCUGGUUCUUCCAGCAGCUGAUCCUGGGGGUGGACCACUGCCACGCCAGGGGCGUGGCCAACAGGGACCUGAAGCUUGAGAACACCCUGCUGCAGGCCGUGCCGCAGCUGCCCUUGCCGCUGGUCAAGAUCUGCGACUUCGGUUUCUCCAAGGGGGACGACCAGUCCGCAGCCAAGUCCAAGGUGGGUACCUCGGCCUACAUGGCCCCCGAGAUUCUCAUCAACGCGACCGCCGCGGCCACCUACGACGGCAAGAUGGCGGACGUGUGGUCGUGCGGCGUCAUCCUGUUCGUCAUGGUGUGCGGCUGCUACCCCUUUGGCAACCUCCUGGAGAAAGGCGGCCGCGUGCCGCCGGCGCAGGAGAUCCUGCGGAUCCUGGAGCGCAUGCUGACUCAGGACCACGCCUUCCCCGCUGACCUGGCCCUCUCCGAAGGCUGCCGCGACCUGAUCUGCCGCAUGCUUGCGCCGGACCCGCGCGCGAGGAUUCGCGUGCCCGAGGUUCUGGCUCACCCGUGGUUUCAGAUCAACCUGCCGCCCGAGGCGAUUGAGAUGAAUGAGAGGUACCUGGCUGCUGGGCUGCCCGCGGGGGGGCAGGAUCUGGAUGAGAUACGCGCGCUGGUGGCCGAGGCGCGCAGCUCCGCGGCCGGCGCGCGCGCCGAGGCGUCCGCGCGCGCCGGCGCGGCGCGAGGCGCGGCGCAGGAGGAGGCGCGGCGCGCUGUGGCGCGCGAGGCGCUGAGGCAGUGGGCGGCCCGCCGUAUGGGCGCCCCUUGCUAG